Tachysurus vachellii is the source of this 1301-nucleotide messenger RNA. It is a transcript of the gene acmsd, whose product is annotated as aminocarboxymuconate semialdehyde decarboxylase. Bases 158 to 1168 code for a protein of 336 amino acids. The transcript has 10 exons. The record is from RefSeq and is a predicted model, not a curated record. Gene Ontology annotation, molecular function: carboxy-lyase activity; hydrolase activity. Gene Ontology annotation, cellular component: cytosol; cytoplasm. Gene Ontology annotation, biological process: secondary metabolic process. NCBI's taxonomy places the organism in Eukaryota, Metazoa, Chordata, Actinopteri, Siluriformes, Bagridae.
GACAUGUUUAAUCAGAACGGCUAGACACCAAUGGGAAUGUGGAAUGAAUGAUUUUGAUUGGUCAGUAUAAUCAGGGAAGAGGACAAAUGUUGACUUUGAGUUAAGCUGAGUUUCUGGUGCAUGGGCUGCAUGGAUCUGUGUGGGUUCAGGACUGAAGAUGAAGAUUGAUAUCCAUAACCAUAUUUUGCCCAAGGAAUGGCCUAAUCUAAAAGAGAGAUAUGGAUAUGAUGGAUUUGUCCAGCUCCACCACCACUGUAAGGGAGAAGCCGAAAUGAUAAAGGAAGGGAAAGUGUUCCGUGUUGUUCAGGAGAACUGCUGGGACGCCGAGGCUCGGAUACGAGACAUGGAUAAGCACGGGGUCACAAUGCAGGCCCUGUCUACUGUCCCUGUAAUGUUCAGCUACUGGGCAAAACCUCAGGACACCCUUGACCUUUGUGGAAUCCUUAAUGAUGACCUGGCAGCCACGGUGAGCCGAUACCCGAAACGCUUUGUAGGCCUCGGCACUCUUCCCAUGCAGGCUCCUGAGCUGGCUGUACAGGAAAUGAGGCGCUGUGUGCAGGAACUUGGUUUCCCGGGAGUGCAAAUUGGUUCACACAUCAACACCUGGGACCUCAACGCUCCUGAGCUUUAUCCUGUUUACGCUGCUGCUGAAGAGCUAAACUGUGCGUUGUUUGUACAUCCAUGGGAUAUGCAGACAGAUGGGAGAAUGGCAAAGUACUGGCUUCCAUGGCUAGUUGGUAUGCCUUCAGAAACUACAAUGGCUAUUUGCUCCAUGAUCUUUGGAGGUAUUUUUGAGAGAUUUCCAAAGCUAAAGGUCUGCUUUGCUCAUGGAGGUGGUGCUUUUCCUUAUACGGUUGGACGAAUCGAGCACGGCUUCAACGUCCGACCAGACCUGUGUGCUACAGACAAUAAGAACUAUCCACGUAAAUACUUAGGAUCGUUUUACACUGAUUCUCUGGUCCAUGACUCGCUUGCACUUCAGCUACUCGUUAAUGUCAUUGGGAAGGAUAAAGUGAUGUUAGGAACAGAUUACCCAUUUCCUCUUGGAGAACUGGAGCCUGGAACACUGAUAGAAUCGAUGUGUGAAUUUGACAGCACAAUAAAGGAUAAACUCCUGGCAGGAAAUGCUCUCGAAUUUUUGGGUCUUGAGAGGAAACAGUUUGAGUGACAUGCUGAUAAUUCAGCUGCCUUUCUCAUGGAGAAAGGACAUGGGGCCAGAAUCUAAAAGUAAAGGUGCUGCAGAUUAUUUAACGAUUUCUGGAGAGACAUUUUCCAUCAAAUAAAAUAUAUUUUGAAAAUUC